AGAUGGAGUUCUUCAACACCUACAGCGACCUGGGCAUGUCAAGCUGGGAACUGCCUGACUUGAGGGAAGGGAGAGUAAAAGCCAUCAGUGAUUCAGAUGGGGUGAGCUACCCCUGGUACGGGAACACCACAGAGACUGUGACCCUGGUUGGCCCCACCAACAAGAUCUCCAGGUUCUCCGUCAGCAUGAAUGAUAACUUUUACCCCAGCGUGACAUGGGCAGUGCCAGUGAGUGACAGCAACGUGCCACUUCUCACCAGGAUCAAGAGGGACCAAAGUUUUACCACCUGGCUGGUAGCCAUGAACACCACCACGAAGGAGAAGAUCAUUCUGCAGACCAUCAAGUGGAGGAUGAGAGUGGACAUCGAAGUGGACCCUCUUCAGCUGUUAGGGCAACGGGCCCGGCUAGUGGGCAGGACUCAGCAGGAGCAGCCCCGGGUUCUGAGCCGGAUGGAACCCAUCCCCCCUAACGCACUCGUGAAGCCUAAUGCCAAUGAUGCCCAGGUCCUCAUGUGGAGGCCCAAGCGGGGGCCGCCCCUGGUUGUGAUACCUCCUAAGUAGACGCGGACUGCCCAGCUGUGUGUGGAACACGUGCCACGGAGACACGCAGUGGGGUUGCCAGGGGUGGCAGGAGCCAAACUGAGUUUCUGAGCCAAAGCAGACCUCUUGGUUUGCCAGCCUCUGCAGCUGCUUGUGAAGAGUCCAGCUGCUCCUUGGGUGGUAGAACCAUAACCCUUAGGAAAAGCCCCUUCCUCUUAGGAAUAAAGAAAUCACUGAUUUGACAGACUUGCUGUGAUUACCAUGCAAGUAGCCAUAUUUUGCAGCUGACCGGGAUGAUUCUUUAUUUGAACUAUUGACCAUUUCUUUCCUGUGAGAUGCAGGGGAGGUAAAUGAAACUAAACAGUGCCUGUGGCGGAUGCUGCUUCCCAACCAAUUAGAAGCGCGCGUGGAAACAUCCACCACCAGGUGUUCGUAAGACAGUCCCCCGUGUGUGACUGGAGGGUGUUGGGGAGUUGGGUGAAAGAUACUGGGUGAUGGGGAGAGAGAAGAAGUUGUUGCUACAGAUUAAUAUCAAAUAAUAGUUGAUGAUCAGCUUGUCAGCACGUUCUCCGUUCUCCGGAAUGAGGGGAACACUUAAAUGGGGGGAAACGGUAGUGCCUGCCCUUGGCGCUGUCUGAGUGCUGCCCUAGGAGCUGUCCAAAGUGCUGAUGUCCGCAGCCCUAUUGGAGACUGGCUGCUUCCAUACACUCUUUCCAAGGAGAUGGUUCAUUCUAAGUGUUAGUCACAGUAUUGGCUAUGUAGUUCCUGUUUUCUGUAGUAGCGGUGGCACUGGGUCCCUCCCGAGUUUUUAGUGACUCAGUCUGUGACUUUGUUUACAGCUACAAAUUCUUCACCAGCCCUUGGUUUACAAAGAUGUACAGCCUCCCGUCCUUGCAGGGUUUCGGGAACAUCUCCACAAAUGAGAACAGUACUUUCGAGUUUUAAUCUCUGACUUGUUUGGGCACAGGAAGUGUACACGUCUGUGCAUGCACAUGUGUUCUCACACACCAGUAUUGAGAGAUAAUAACAACCAGUCUUGCCAGUAGUGCCUGAAUAUUCAUCUAUGGCCUUUAAACACACAUAGUAUGUACACCGUAAGUCCACAUAGGUUAACUUCAGCUAUACUUACAAAAAUUCAACUUUAACUGCUUGUCCAGCUGUAGGAAGGAAGUGUUUCUUACUUCUUUAGUGAAAAUCUGAGUAUUUUCUUGAUAUAAUAAUCAAGAAAUUAAUAAUAAUAAUAUUAUUAUUAAUAAUAAGUUAAUAUAAGCAAACUUAUAUAAUAAGUUAAUUAUAUAACUUAUAUAUAAGUUAAUAUAUAUAAGUUAUAUAUAAUAUAACUUAUAUAUAUAAUAUAACUUAUAUAAUAAGUUAAUAUAAGCAAACUUGUAUUAACAGAGAUCCAGCCAAUAAAAGUGGGAAGCCAGAGGUCCUUUAGUCUGGCUGUGUAAAACUUUCUAAUGAGUUUCCAGUAUUUACAGUGGUAAGAUUUCCAACCCUUUCAGCCUAAAUCACCCCCUCCCAGAAAAGGGCUUUCCUUGUUAUUCUCAGUAGUGCAGGUUGUGAGAUGGAGCCUUCUUUGUUCUAAAACUCCCCAUGAGAACAAACUACAGAACUCUCACAAUGUUGUACAUUGAAUAAGUAAAUUCUUCAAGCUUAAUUUCAGAAGUGAGAGAUUCCAUGUCUGGAGCCAUUAUACCAAUCCUGUCAUUGAUUCCAAGCCUGCCAGAGUUUGGGGACAGAGAAUGUGAACUGGGAAGGCUUGUCCAUUGCUUUUGUUUAAAAUGCACUGUAGUCUAAUUGCUUUUAUGCUCUAGUCCCAGAGGAUGCGACUCAAAAUUAUAUAGCACUAACUUCACACCCCAACCAUCAGCUCCUCUCUCAUAGACUAGUAAUUGAUGGCAAGUCAUUUAUAACAACACAUUAAUGUCCAUCUGUGAGUUGCAAAGACUCUUCUAUUUAGAAAUGAUUCAGCCGUUAUUUUUGUUGUUUUCUCUGUCCUUUCUCAUGCUUCCCUACUUCUUUAUGGCAGAGCUGACCUCAGAGAGCUACAAACUGAAGAAUAAAGCUGCUUAUUUUCCAUGCUGACAUCAGAAGCACCAAUCUCUCCCUCAUUGAAUUAGAUGCCACUUUUGUGAGAUUUGGGGCAGUGGAUGCUGAUCUUGGAAUCCAAGCCACAUAGCCCCACUUUAAGAAAACCUGAUUUUUUUCCCACAUCUAAAAUUGUAACAACAGAUGAAUAAGAAAGAGUUUAUAUUAAAAAUCCUAUGCAAGGUUUCAGUCUUUAAAUGUCCCUCGCACAUUAAGAUAUGAGUCACACAAUUAUAUUUCCAUAAAAUAUAGCUUUUCAAAGACCUGUCUAUACUUAUAAAGCAAGGUGCAGCAUGCUUACCCAAGCUUAUUCCUACUUAAAAAGAAUCACUUCAGAUUUUUAAAAUAAACUACCCCCAGGUGGUUUUCUGGGGAAUGAUGUAAUAACAAUUGAGAAAAAAAUAUAUGGAAAAGGGCUUAUAAAAGGUAAAAUCACUAUGCAAAUAUGCAUUACUGCUGUCAUUUUUUUUUUACUUCUGUAAACUCUCUCAGUCCUGAAGUCAACCUGGCAGAACGCUCAAUUACCCAGCAGCCAGUUAUGUUAAAGUUAUCAUUGUUUUACACGGAGACGGCCCCUUUCUCUCCAUCUGUGGAUCACUGACUUUUAGCUUAGUCAGGAUAUUGCCAAGCAAAGGGCUCUCUUACAGGGGAGAGUUAACCUUGAGUUCUCUGCCGGGGGUCACCGGCAUUUUCCCAUCAGCCUGCAUUUCCCUUGAGAAUGGGGGUCUGAUGCCAGACGACAUCAUCAUCUCUGAGCCUUUGGUGUGAGUUGGGUGGUCUCUAAACUAUAUUUGGACUUUGUAUAGGUUCAUAGUUUCUUAGUGGCACAACAGUUUAAGACCUCCUGUAUUUGAAAGAACGUUUCAUCAGGUCUUAAAUCCUUAAAUGAGGUCACCUUUGAGAUCCUCUAGUCUAUGAUCUCCAAGGAAAUCGAGACCCUUUUAAAUUAGGUCAACUGCUCAGGAUCACAAACCUCAUGAGCACAGGCCUGAGUCUCCCAGACCUCAGCUUACAAUACAGGCAUGUUACCUGGGACCUGGGGUCUUUCCUUGUCUCCAGCCAGAAACACUGUUAUUGUUCCGGAAUCAUUCACCCACAAAUCAAUUAGCCUAGAAAUUAAAAACAAUUGGGUCCAGAGCCCUUUCCGUUAUAAUGUCAAAAAAGGAAUAUUCCAGAUUACUUUCUCUCUGUGACAGCUGUGUUGAUAGUGAACCCUUAAUCUGUUCUCUCCUGGUUGCAUACCACAUUGUCAGGGCAAUGCUGCCAUCCACAACACCUGGGAGGCUGGUGGCUGGUCCCCUGUCUGCCUUCCAGUCAAUGAAUCAUUUUGGAUCUCCCCGCCCCCCGAAAUAAAUACCUCAAAGGCCAAAGUCAUGGUCUAAGAAACAACUCUGCAUAGUAAAAUAAAACAGCAAUGAUUUAUAAAAGAUUUUGCAAAAGGCUUUCACACGCGUUUUCUCAUCCACAGUAUCGUAAGAAGUGUCAUUCGGUGGUGAUGGUGUUGGUGUUAUUGUCCUCAUUUUACAAGUAGCAAACUGAGACCAAAGAGGGUAAAUGAUGUAUCCACAGGCACACAAACAGGAAAAAUGCCAAAAGCCAGGAUUCAAACUGGGCCUUUUGGCUCAAUCCCCAUUUUCUCCCUCUGUAUGGUGCUGUCCCUUAGUUUACCCCUUAGCACAAAGGAGAAGAAAGAAAAGGAGAAGGCAGGUCACUGCCAUCUGCACAGUCAUGUAGUCCUCCCCUACCUACCAAGUGGAGUCAUUAAAAAUGAGAGAAUGAAAGCUGUUUUCUUCCUUAAAGAGCCUUGUAAUCCCCUGGGAGGUUGGCUCAGAAAAAUGCCUGUCAGGGACUGUGGUGUGGGGGAGGUGGCUGUCACUUGUAAUUAAUGGAGUAGGGAAAGCUGUUCCCCUGGUCUCCGAAUCCCUUAAACACCACCAGUACAAAGACAGGCAGGAAGCAUGCAUCCUACGGCUGAGGUCCCAGCUGAGCACUGCCCUGCCACCCGUGGUCCCUCAAUGCGUGCGCAGGAGCAGCCCAUGGGAUGGAGGCAGUGGGAACAAUGGCUUUCCAAGGCCUUCUUGGCACAUUGAGCGUUCUUGUUAAGAACGGAGGGCGCAAUUAAACAUCGCUAGAGCCAGCUCCCAACUGAGUUGCAAAGAAAGAUAUAAACACACACAUAUACACGCGCACACAUGCACGGACAAAGACCUCACACACUUUCCAGGCUGAAAAGAAAAUUAAUCAAAAACCCAAUGAACGCCUGAACUCUAUAAUUAAGCCUAAAUGAUCCUUAGAUAGAACAGGAGCUGAGUGAACAAGCUCAGUGAGCAAGCACACAGAUAUUUUUACCCUAGAGUCUUAUUGCCAUUAAUUUCUUUUGAGAUCUGGAGUACAUCUGGUCCCCAUUUCCCUGGUAGGACAUCUGCCUAUAGAAAGCUUCCCAGAGAGUUGCCAAGGUUAUCUGAUCAUUCCCAAGCACUGCUAUAGGAAUUCCUGUGGGGAAAUGUGGUAUCAUUGAUUCCCGAGUCAGCCAUACGCUCUCCUUUAACAAAGCCCAUGGCUAGCCUCAGUAGACACUGGC
This is a messenger RNA of Myodes glareolus (Bank vole), 5211 nucleotides long. The record is from RefSeq and is a predicted model, not a curated record. Lineage: Eukaryota; Metazoa; Chordata; Mammalia; Rodentia; Cricetidae.